Astrephomene gubernaculifera is the source of this 1607-nucleotide messenger RNA. Lineage: Eukaryota; Viridiplantae; Chlorophyta; Chlorophyceae; Chlamydomonadales; Astrephomenaceae. The record is from the annotation of a GenBank genome assembly.
CAGCGGCAGGAGAGCGGCGUGGGACGGUGAUGUGCGGCAGGUCGUUGUCGCAAUCGGCAUCAUCCUCGCAGCGGGCUCUGUCACCGUUUGCGUCAUCGCCCUCGUUUGUACGGCGGGGCACCAGGGUGCAUCCGCUGGUGGGGGCGAACAACGCGACAUUGAUCAUGGUGGCGGCAGCAGCAGCAGGAGGAGGAGGAGGAGGAAGGGGCGUCAGGAGCUUUAGCAGCUGCUGCGCCCGAGAGGAGGUGUUUGUGGAUUCGGGAUACGUGGACCCGCUUCAGCAGCAGCAGCGGAGGCAGCCGAAGCAGCAUGUGGCGGGAUGCGGCGGUGGAGGGCCGGGGGGCAAGCUGGGAGCGAGCGGCUCGUUUUUACGGAGGCAGCAAGCCAGCCCGCUUGCGACGGCGCUCACCAUUGUCCGGAACAACGUCAUGGACGGGCGCGACGCGUCGGAUCCCGCCAGCCCAUCACUUUCAUUGUACGACAAGCUCCGAAACAACAGCAAGAACAGCGCUCUACGGGCCGCAUACGGCGACCGCCAAUGGCAGUCCUUCUCGCACGCCGAGGCCACUUCUCGCAUGCAGCAUCUGGAGCAAAAGCGAGCUGUACCGUUGACCGUUGAGGAGGAGCAGCGGCAACGGCCAGCUGUUAUAUGUGAGGCGGCGGAAGGCGGGAACGGAGGUAGCGCUACCGGCAGGGCAGCUUUCGGUAACAAGAAGGCGAAACAUGAAGUAAGCGAGUUCUCGGCAGCUGUCCAGAAAGACGAGGAGAACGAGGAGGAGAAGGAAAAAGAGGGCGAAGCGGCAGAAGAGGCAACAGCGGAGGAGGAUGACGAAGGCGACCCGCGGGUCGGUUCCUUGGCGGCUUCCCGCCGUUGGGUGUCCUUCCCGCGCUCCACUCCCUCGUACCACCGGCACAAUCAGCCAUCAGAAGCCGCGCUGGCUGGUCUUCGGGCGGAGUUUGGGGCGAACCCGGCUCCUUUGAACGUUCCCGCAUCCGCCUCCCCACCACGCGUCACUUGCGACGGGAGCAGCCGCCGCGACCGCAGCGGCGGCGACAGCCAACAAGACCAGUCCACCAGCUCCGAUGAUGUGGGUCGUGGAGUUUUCCAUGCGCUGCUGCUGAGUCGACAGGCCAGCAGACGCAGCCUGCUGCAAAGCCCUAGUCAGGGGAGCAGGGGCCGGGAUUGGGACCGAGCCGGCGUGCAGCCAGACCAGAGCGAUGACGCGGAGAGUGACGGUGACUGCGGGGAAGGCUUGGACGCGGGACAUGAGGACGAGGGCAGGAAGAGGACUUGGAAGGGGUGCAGGGGCUCGGGUCCCACCCAUGGUUCUUGUGGGGCAUCCGCUGAUGACAGAGCCAGGCUAGUCGCUGCAGGCAGCGGUGGCAGAGUGAGGAUCAGCGCCAACCAAACCAUUGUCGCCGUUGCUUGUAGUGGUGGUGGUGGUGGUGGUGGUUUGGGCGGCAGUGCUGCGGGCCACAGAAGCACCGACGGCAGCGGCGGCGGCGCCAACGUCAUGACCGCCACGACGCUUCCGCCCAUUCUGCCGGCCUUGUGUGGCGUCCGUAGCUUUGGCUGCGGUUACGGCAGUGCCAGCAGCAGCAGGGGC